Messenger RNA from Thrips palmi, 8062 nucleotides. It is a transcript of the gene Dlg5, whose product is annotated as disks large homolog 5. Bases 661 to 6177 code for a protein of 1838 amino acids. Gene Ontology annotation, molecular function: protein binding. The record is from RefSeq and is a predicted model, not a curated record. The transcript has 29 exons. NCBI's taxonomy places the organism in Eukaryota, Metazoa, Arthropoda, Insecta, Thysanoptera, Thripidae.
CGAUAGUCCGUGCUCCCCGGUUCAAUAGCACUUUCUUGCCUGCAAAUAAAUUUGAAGACUGAAUUUGCACAAUCAUUUGAUACAUUCUUGAUAAAUUUGUUAUGUUUUCUCUCAUAUUUAUGUGCCCUGAGGCUUUCAUUCAUUUGAAUAAGCCAGUGUCGUCUUGUCGUUUGUGGACGUAAACAAAACAGGAAGUUGUCACGCAAUGUAUAUUCCCCAUUCCACUGUCUGCAAUCCGCAUGUUGUUUUCCAUAAAGACUUCUUUAUAUUCGCUCUUGUCUGAUGCUUACACAGUUUUCGUUCAACCGUUUUGCAAUGUCUCGCGAGUAAUGACUGUGCGGGGGAGGACUUCCUCGCAAAGUAAGGUUAGGUGCCUUCGAGAACCAUUCUAGAUAAAGUUAGCGUCCUCCUAAAAUUAGCCCAUUUGUAUACAUUCUCGACGACACAGAAUAUAAGGCACAGGUCCUAUCGUCAUCACUCAUAUUCCUUCGAUAGAGUGAACUUACGACAUGAUGUCGUGAAUCGAAUGGUGCAACAGAAUGUUUCUCAGCACAGAAGCGAAAGACCAAAUAAGCCAUAAAAUGAUGUCAGUCAAAUUCAGAUCGGUGCCAAUGGGAUGUCUCUAAGUAUCUUUACCAUCGCAAAUAAGUCUAGGUUAAAAUGGCUUCAGGUGCAUCAUCACUUGAAAGCAAUGGCAACAAUGCCUCCGGGACCCUGCAAAGAAAUUACAAUGUGGUCAGUAGUAGUGAUCGCAGUGACCGCAGUGAUCGAAGUGACAGAAGCGAUCGGAGUCAUUCUGGAGCAUCUCCCCGAGAUUAUGAUGGUCUAAAACAACAAUGUGAUAAGGCCAUGCAUGAGUUGCAGCUUCUUCGCAGGCAGCACAGCGAAACUACCCGACGAUGCGAUCACACCAUGAAGGAACUCGACUAUUACAGAAGCCAACACCGUGCAGCUAUGAGUCAGUUAGAGGCAGCUGCAACAGAAUCAUCAACACUUAGGGGAAAAUAUAGUGAAAUAGCAGCAGAAAAGUUGCGUUUAGAACGUGACAUGCAAACACUGCAACUUGAAAUUGGUGAACUGAGGUCACAGGAUGUGAUUGGAAAUGAAGGUGGCACAGCUGAUACACUAAACCAACAUUAUUUAACUGCCUGUGAAAAAUACGAAAUGGUUAAAGAUGAAUAUGAAUCACUCCGAAAACGUUAUGAUGAUCUCAUAGCCUCUCACUCUGCUGCUGUUAACAAAUUAGAACUUGCUCAGGAAGAAGUCGGAAGACUGAAAAAGCAAUGUGAAGAACUGGUGCAGGAAAGAAACUUGGCGGUUCGAGAAAGAACAGUUUUACAACAACAAUGUACGGCGGCCAUUCGCCAGUGGGAUAUUGCACUCAGGGAAAGAAAUGAAUAUCGAGAAGCUUUGGCAAAAGCACAGCAACAGCAUGAAGAGGCUGUCAAGGAGAUCAAUCAAGCUAUGGCCGUUCGAAUGAAGGCAAGCAAAGAUCUGAAGCGGUUGACUGAGGAGAGGAAUGCAGCCAUGCAGGAAUAUUCACUGAUCAUGAGUGAAAGAGAUACGGUCCACAAGGAGAUGGAGAAAUUGACAGAUGACCUAACACAGGCUUUCAAUAAGAAUCGAACUCUUGAGGUUGAGAAUAAGGACUGUAUUGAAGAUAAAAAAGCUCUGUCCUAUCAAGUGGAAACUCUCAAACGAGAAAUUGCUUCUGCACUGCAUGACAGAGACAAAGCUCUGAAAGAGUGUAAUGAUUUACGUGAGAAAUAUGGCGACUUCAUAGCUCAGAAGGAGUCUAACAGUGGCGGUCUUGCUGCCUAUGAGUCAAAUACGUACACCCGUGAAAGAGAUACGGGUCGAAAUGACCAAGCUGAAAUUUCCACUAGUACCAGAGACAUGUAUGGAAAAUCCCAGAGAGAACGCAUGGAUAAUCUAGAUCAAGCAAAUCAGGAACUAGAACGACUUCGCAAGCAGGUUGACAAACUACAGGCUGAGCUACAAGAGUCUACUCAAGAAGCUGAGGUGUCAAAGAGGCGUAGAGACUGGGCAUUUAGUGAAAGGGACAAAAUUGUCCUUGAGCGUGAGAGUAUACGGACUCUAUGUGAUAAACUGCGCAAAGAACGUGAUAGGGCUGUUUCUGAUCUGGCUGAGGCAUUGAGGGAUUCAGAUGAUAUUAAAAAACAACGCAAUGAAGCUUCAAAGGAACUUAAACAAUUGAAGGAAAAAAUGGAAGCUCAAAUGGAAAAAGAAAGUCGCUCUCAACAGUUCCGAGCAGCAGGACAUAAUCAUAGUCAUGACUCAGCAAUUGAUUCAGAUUUACAAGAGUGGGAAACAGAGAUGCUGGACAUUGAUCUUAGUGGGCUUGCAUCUGAUGAUGAUUUGGGAUUUGAUUUGGUUGGAGGCAGAGAUGAUCCUCAGUAUCCCAAUGACAGUGGAAUAUAUGUUUCCUCCAUUGCUAAAGGCAGUGUGGCAGAUGGAAAGCUUAAGAUUAAUGACUGCAUAAGCAGAGUAAACAAUGUGGAUUGUAGUAAUGUCAGUAAGCGUAUGGUAUUGGAAACUGUUCGUGCCGGUGGCCGAGUUGCAAGUAUGGUUGUUCGAAGGAGGAGAUUUAUUCGCAGUAUUUACACUACUCAGCUACAUAUGGGGUUGGAUUGUGAACAUGGUCUUUCUCUUGAGACUGGAAUUUACAUUUGUAAAAUAAGCCCUGGCUCAGCUGCUGCUAAAGAAGGCAAUCUAGCUGUUGGUGACAGAGUUCUCAGUAUUAACAAUAAGCCCAUGGAUGGGCUUUCAUCUGCCAGAGAAGCUAUUGCCUUCUUGGAAGAGCGGGGUGACACUGUGACUAUCACAACACUGAAGGGCUCUGGCAGUGGCAGCAGUAGUACCCACAGUAGUUGUGAAGAGGAAAGAGCCUUUUCUACGACUAGUAGUUCCUGUAAAGAAAGUGCUCAGCAACUGAGGGAGCACAGAGCCUUUGCAAGAUCUCCCACUGGUAGUAGUAGUCCCAGCAAUAUGUCUCGUCCUCAUGGCCAGCAUGCAACUCACAGCCCUCAUGGGCGUGACCACAAACACAGUGCUUGUCAAACGGAUAAUAUUGGUGUCCGACCAGACUUGCUGGAUCAAAGCAGAUUUUCAGAGCGAUCUGUGUACCAGGUCAAUAAGAGCUCUGUCGAAAAAGUGAGCAGCAACAGUGGCAGUAGCAGCACAGGUUGGGGUGAAUUAAUACGAGACAAAUUUGACAAGUUUGCCAGACGCAGAGAGUAUAACUUUCAAGAUAAGAAUAAAGAUCGCAAUGUGUCACCUGUGGGACCUGAAGAAGAAGUCAUCGCAGAGCUUGAUUCUGUAAUUGACAGCUACCGCGGUCCCAACCAGACCAGUCAGACAUCUCGAUUCGGAAGUGGUGCAGGAACAGUUGCAAUGAGAACUAAAAACAAGCGGCGCAAGGAGCCAGAAAAGAAUGGAGGCACAUGGCCCAAGGCCCGUGUUGGUGUGACAUCAAGGCACAACAAUGGAACAGUCAUGCAUCACCGGAGACCAAAAGAAAGAGUUCCCAUAUCUGCUCUCUUGAACGAUCCCCCUGCACCCGAUUGUGAUCAUCUAAGUGAUAUGAGUCUUGAUAUGUCAGUGAAGAGCAGCAAUGCCUCAAAGGAUAUGAUAGAUUUCUGCAAGAAGAAGGGAAGCAAUGGCGACAGUGGGGGAAUGCGUCACUAUCCUCCCAGUGACAGUGAGAGCAAUGCAAGUCCAGUACCUUCCUCUCACAGCCGGAUAAUGUCUGUCUUGUACCCGAGACCACAUCCACACUAUCCCUUCCCAGUACCGGUUCCUCACCCACACCAUCCACACUCCCACACUAUAGGACCAACCUUGCCAACUCGUCUCCCUAUCCCUCGGUACCACUCUCCACCCCAUCACUUGCCAUCAUCUGAGUCCAUUGGGUUGCCAGACACUAACAGGUUUAUUUUUGAACCACCAUACAGCCCCUCUCAGCCAUCAUACCAUUCUCAUUCCCCUUCUGAGGUCCAUUAUGGAAAAUCACAGUCACUCCAUCAGGCCCAUUCCCAUCCCACUUAUACUCGGGGAAAUGAUGAUAUGGCAAUCCACAUUCACAGUGGUGGAUUUGAAAGUGGGACAUUUCCUCGGAAGAAAGAAAAUCCACGGUUCAGGAUUCCCUCAAAUCCCAGUGUUACCAGCAAGGUGUCCACCAGCAGUAUGGAGAGGUCCUCCGAGCGAGACAGUCCAAUGCCCACCUUUCGAGUGGAUGUGUUAAGUCGUGACUCAAGCCGGGGAAACAAGAGAAACUCUCUCCCUGAUUAUUGGUCAGGGACCCACCAAUCCCAAUACUCUCCUGUACCUGCUCCAGGGGAUUUGAGAAGGGUGCACAUUGAUAAAUCUGUGGAACCAUUAGGAAUACAAAUAAAAUGUCUCGAUGGUGGUGGUGUUUUUGUGUCCACUGUUAGUGUCAACAGCCUUGCUAGCAAAGUUGGUUUACAGGUUGGAGAUCAACUCCUUGAAGUGUGUGGAAUCAACAUGCGUAGCGCGACCUAUCAGCUAGCUGCAAAUGUCUUACGUCAGUGUGGCAACUCCAUUACUAUGCUAGUGCAAUAUAGCCCUGAUAAGUAUAAAAUGGAGAACUCGGCAAGUUCCAGUGGUGAUGAAAGCCAUCGCUCGGACUCACCUACGCCUCGCAACUCGCCACAUGCUGCUCGCAAAUUGCAAGAAUUGGGCCCGAACAGCCUGUACAGUAGUACUCUACCUAAUGAACAAAAUACCUUGACAAGAAGUCAAAUAGUUCAAGCCACAGCAACCCUCCAGAGGCAAAAAGGAGCCAAGUUUAACACAACUCAUUCACAACGCUCUUCCCUUGUUCAGAGCUUGGAUGAUGCUAACAAGUCUUCAUCCACUGCACAUGAGCCCCGUCUCCUAAUGCUGGAAACGCGCAAAUGUAGCAACCUUGGUAUCAGCCUUGUAGGAGGCAAUGCUGUGGGCAUCUUUGUGCACAGUGUCCAACCAGAUUCACUUGCCUGUGAGGCUGGAUUAAGGACUGGUGACCAAAUACUGGAAUACAACUCAACUGACCUGCGUCAAGCAACAGCAGAGGAAGCUGCUUAUGAAUUAGCCAAGCCUGCUGACAAAGUCACUGUUCUUGUUCAUUACAAUAUUGACAAGUAUAACAAAAUAAAGGACAAGCCCGGUGACAGCUUCUUUAUUCGUGCCUUGUUUGAUCGUCAAGGCGACUCUGGCGAAGCAAUGCAGCUGCGUUUUCACAAAGAUGAUGUCCUGUUUAUUGACAACACUAUGUUUAAUGGAAAGCCUGGCAACUGGAGGGCAUGGUGUGUGGAUGAGGAGGGAAACAUUAUGCAGCAGUGUGGCAUUAUUCCAAGCAAAUACAAAGUGGAGGAACAGUUGCUGAGACGUAGUUUGGGUGAUUUGGAGACGGAUGUACGUCGCGGUUCCACAACAGCGCGGCGGAGCUUUUUCCGCCGCAAAAAGCACCAACGUUCUGCAAGCCAGGACAGCAAAGAGUUGGCCAGUUUUAGCAGCAUCAACUUGGGCUGGUACUCAGAUUCUGGAAACUUGCAUGAUGAAGCUGCACUUUCCAGCUAUUUGCGUGUAGAACGGCUUAAUUAUACUGUGUUUAGACCAGUGCUCAUAGUUGGGCCAUUGGCAGACUGUGUAACUGAGCGACUUUUGCAAGACUUCCCUCAGUUGUUCAUUAGGUGCAGCCCGGAUGUGAUGCAUUGCAGUUCCACAGACGUGGAAAAAGGCAUUGCCAAUGGGGUUCUUGUAGAUUUCAGGAAGAAGGGUGGCAGCUAUUUUGAGUGUACAUCUGUAGCUGCCAUUAGAGACAUUUGUGAUAAAAAGACUCACUGCAUUCUCGAUAUUUCCCUAUCAUCUGUUGAAAGGCUUCACCGCCACAACCUUUAUCCUAUUAUAUUACUUAUCAAAUUCAAGUCAACUAAACAAAUUAAAGAAGUGAAAGACACCCGCUGCUCCAUGGACAAGGUUUCAGCUAAAGCAGCAAAAGAAAUGUAUGAACAUUCCCUCAAGUUGGAAACUGAAUAUCGGCAUUUAAUUUCUGCUGUUAUUCCUGCUGGAGUGAAUGUUGCAUAUAUGUGUACUCAGAUAAAAGCUGCUGUUGGCGUGGAACAAAACAAAACUUUAUGGGUUCCUGUGUCUUAAACUGAAAGCUUUUAUCGCAUGCAUAUUGUGAUAAGCAUACAGGACUGAUGAUAUGAAGCUAAUCCAACCUGCAACUAAAAUGAAAUUAAAGAAGUAAACUGUAACAUGUGUACUUCCUAUGGCCGACCUCUUCGGACUUUGUCCAGUUGACUGCCACUGUCAGCAGAGUUUAUGAAUUGUUCAAAAUCUUUGAAAAGGGAAGUUAGGAUAAUUGUGAGUUGAAGAGGUGAAUUGGGUGUUUCGGUGGGCCAAAGCUUUCAUAUUUUCUCCUAUGGAACCGUAGAUUGAUAAAAGUCCAGAUUCUAAGUCUUCCUCUCUAAUGUAUUUUGUAUAAUACAUUUGUCUCUGACUAUGAGAGACAAUCUAAAACUGAAGAUGCCCCUAGUCUGUUCAUAUAAACUAUAUAUUUGAAACAGCAUCAAAUGGGUCCGUGUGUACUAUAUUUUCUACAAAAUUUGCUACUCUUUUGAGUGAAACAGAUUGUUUCUAUUUUUACUAAUGAUGUUGAGCUUUUCAAGUUUUCAAGUUGAAAUUGUAAAGUUUUGUAUAAUUUUCAGUCACAUUAUCAGUUGUGAAGAACGAAUAUCCAUGUAUCUAGCACUUUAUUUACUGUUAUUGUUUUUAUUAUCGCUGUUCUAUAUGUAUGUCUGUUAUUCUUGUUAUUCACACAGAAUAGUUUAUAUUUGCCCAUCCCUUUCAUUUCGUAUGAAGCUGAUAGGUUUUGAUCAUGUAUUGCCUGUACUUUUCUUUGGUAUCUGACUGCAUUGGAUCAUAGCCUGUAUGAGGUACAAGACCAUACUCUUUUAGAUUGACAACUUUUUGUUGUUGUUUGGUUUGAUUUUACAUUUAUGUUGGAGCAAAGUUUGAACUUUUUUCAAAAUUGCUGUGGAACAAUGUAUUUUUAGGCCGACUGAGAUUUUUCAUGUGUUUUUAAGUUAGUUGGGACUUAAUUAACUUCUACUCAUACUGUUUAAUACUUGUGUUCAUGCCUACCAAAAUGUGUGUAAAGUUUAUGUGUGGAAAAUUAAUGUGAGUCUUAUGGGCAUAUUUUCUAUUACAAGUCUUAGAGCCACACAUCCUUUAGCUUUUUCUUUUGUUCAGUUUGCAAAUAUCUGUUUGCAUCACCCCCUAGUUAUUUUUGUUCUAGCCUUGUGUGUUUGUGUGCGUGUAUGUGUGUGGUGAUUGGAAGAAUUCUGCUUGAUAAACAUGGUUACACCCGUUUCCUUUCCUUCAGUAUUAAGUGCUCACAUCUAUUCAGGACUGGUAUCAUUACUGGUCCAGAUCACUCUGACGCCUUGUUUUCAUUAGUCUUUCUUUUCAAUUUUCAAAAUUUUAUGGACUUGACUAGUGUUGUUAAAAAUCGUGUAAGGAUUAGCAAUUUAUGUAAUAUGUUUGUGUACUGGUGCAGGGUGACCCUAUUUUUUUUCUUGAUGGCUAGCACUUAGUGGGACUUUUCUCACAUCAAUAUUAAUUUGAUAAGUAAUUAAAAGACACUUUGUUUUUAGUGUUUUAUGCACUUUCUUCUUGGGACUGUGUGCUUGCUCAAAACUGCAAUAUGUCUGUAUUGCUAUUUUUAUAUCAACUCUUUGAAACAUCUAGGUUCUUACCUUAUAAAUUAUCAGUGACUCCUUAUGAUAAAGAAAUAAUGUCAUCAUAUUUUUAACAGCGAGUUUGUAGCAUAGCUUGACUUAGAGAGCUCAAAUGGGUCGACACUUGAGUUUUGAUUUUUAGUUCGCAUGUACUGAGCCAAGCUCGUAACUUUUUAAAAAAAUUUAGACAAUCACCCAUGUGAGCUCUCUAGCUAGAUUCUUUUUAUAGUCAUCAAAAUGCCUUACUUCAAGACUUCUAUUCUUCAAUUUGGGUCCAAAAAGACAAAUUUUAUUGA